AAGGUCAAAGUUUACUGCAUGCGGAAGUGGCAUGCAGGUUAGUGGGGGGGUUUUCAUACAUCCAUGGGUUAUUCUAUGCUCCUUUUUCCUGCAAUGUUUGGCUCUCCAUAAAUCAAUACAAUAAGUUUGAUGAUUUUUCUCUUUUGACAAGUGGCUAACUGAUGUUAGCUUCCCCACAUGUCUGCAACAAUGACCACCAUUGUCCAUGAUACUACAGAGGCAGUGUGCCUGUCCUCUGAGUACAACCUGUAUCUCAAGCCCAUUGCCAAAAUGACCAUCAGUGUGGCUCUGCCCCAGCUCAAGCUGCCAGGCAAGAGCAUCUCCAACUGGGAGGUAAUGGAGAGGGUAAAGGCCAUGGUAGCUCCAGAGCAGUUUUCAGCCCUGCGAAUCUCCAAGAGUACCAUGGACUUCAUCCGCUUUGAGGGCGAGGUGGAAAACAAGACAGUAGUCAAGGGCCUGCUGGGCCGCCUGGAUGGGAAGAGCAUCAAACUUAGUGGAUUUACUGAUGUACUGAAGGUUCGUGCAGUAGAAAAUAAGGUGGACUUCCCUACACGUCACGACUGGGACUCCUUCUUCCGCGACGCCAAGGACAUGAAUGAGACUGUGCCAGGAGAGAGGCCUGACACCAUCCACCUGGAGGGACUUCCUUGCCGCUGGUUCAGCCAGAAAGACAGCCAUUACCCAGACCGGCCCUCUGAAGAGGUCCUCAUUGCUGUCUUCCAGACAUUUGGCAAGGUACGAAACGUUGACAUCCCCAUGCUGGACCCGUACCGGGAGGAGAUGCUUGACAAGAACUUCAACACAUUCAGUUUCGGGGGUCAUCUGAACUUUGAGGCUUAUGUGCAGUACCAGGAGUACUGCGGCUUCACCAAGGCGAUGGACACUCUGCGCAGCAUGAAGCUGAUGCUGAAAGGAGAUGAUGGAAAGGCAGUGGCCUGCAACAUCAAGGUGGCCUUUGACACCAGCAAGCACCUGAGUGAGUUAGCUCUGAAGAGGAGGAGCCUGGAGAGGCUGAAGUUACAGGAGCUUGAGAGGCAGAGAGAGGAGCUGAAACGACGGGAGAAGGAAGAGGAGGAGCGACGUAAGGAGGAGGAGAGGAAACAGAAGGAGCAGGAAGAGGAAGAGAAGGAGAGGAGGAAGGAAGAGAGAAUAAGAAAACGAGAGCAGAAGUUGCGGGAGAGAGAGGAGAGGAAGAACCUGAAGAGGGUGAGGCGACAGCAGGAAGAGGAGCAGAAGAAGCUGCAGAUGAAGAUCGCCAUGGAGGAGAGGAGGUUGCUGCUGGCUCAGCGCAACCUGGAAUCCAUACGGCUCAUUGCUGAGCUGCUGGCCAGGGCCAAGGCGCUAAAGCAGCAGCAGCAGGAGAAAGAGAGGGCUGAAAGGGAGGAACAGGAAAAGCAGGAGCAGGCUCGUCAGAAGGAGGAACUAGCUCGUCUUCAGCAGCUGGAGGCCUGCCGACGCAAGCAGGAGGAGGAGCUCCGGAGGGUGGAGGUGGAGAAGGAGCGAGCACUGGAGCUCCAGCGCCGAGAGAAGGAGCUGAGGGAGAGACUGGUUUGCAACCUGUUGAAGAAGAGCAGCAGUAAAACCACAAGACCUCCAGGCACGCAGGACCAGGCUGCCCCUGUAACGAGUGAGGAGGCCUCUGAUCCUGGUGGCAAUGAUGUGAUGUUGGGGGUCCUGGGCCGGGUAAACGGAGUGAAGGCAGUUGAGAGCAAAGACAAGCAGGUGUCCAAAUCUAGUGUGUCCCAAGUUUUGGGGAAAAAUAGAGCAACAGAGGAGAGGAGAGGAGGGGAGGACAGGAAGAAAGACCAGGAGGGGAGGAGGGAAGAGGUGGUGAGUAGCAGGCACAGUAGGGAGCAAGCAAGGGACCGGGACCGCUCCCACAGAGAGAUGAGCUCCUACAGCCGGGGGAGGAGGAGGCACUCCCGCAGCUACAGCAGGAGAAGAAGGAGCUCCAGCCGGCGAAAGAGGAGCUCCAGUCGUCAUAGGAGGAGCCACAGUCAUCACGGCAGCAGGAGGCACAGCCACAGCCAUUGCAGUAGGAGCACAAGCUCCAGUCGGGAAAGGAGCCGGAGCAGCAGUGGGAGGAGUUACAGCAGAGGGAGGAGCCGCAGGCAUAGUCACCGUAGAUACAGCAGAGGCAGCUCCAGGAGCAGCAAUAAAAGUAGAGACAGCCAUUACAUUCGAAGAUACAGGAGACACAGCAACAGUAGAGACAGGAGCCACUCCAGACGACGCUAAUCUCAUCAAUAUUACCAGUUUAUUGAUUUAUAUAGUUUCCAUUUCUGGUCUUACACCUAAAGUUUCAGAAGAAGAAUAGAUAUUUUUGGUCCCUUGAUUAAGUAAUGUGACAGUGCACCCAAUGGCUUUUUUCAGAAUAGGGCUUCAGAAUAAGACAUCUUAGAUAUAAAACAAAAAUCCCACAGAAGUAAAAUCAACUCCACAGAAUCAACUAAAACAACAUAUGUAAGUGUUCCCUGUAUGUGUAAGGCAAUUUACGUUUCUGCACUUGAUUCUAGGGAGUUGCGUUUACCUGUUUUUGUUUUUGUUUUUUCACAUUUCAUAUUGUUAGAUUGAAGCAGAAGUUUGUCAAAAGAAUUUGUCAAAAUAUUCAUAUUGUGUUUUACAUUUAUCAAUUUCAUGGCAUAAAACGCUAAAUGUGCUAUUUGGUUUCUAGAAUGUUGUUCUUUAAUAUGUGUGAAAGACAUCAACAUUUGGACUGAAGUACACUAAAACUCUUGUGAAAAUUAGAAUAACAGGAAUAAACAUAAUAGGGUAUUAAUAUUUGAUUCAAAGUUAGUGAUCAUUAUAUAAUCAUUGAUAUUCAAUAUUUUGGAAGGUUAGAACCUUGACUUUCUGAUAGAUUAAAGGCUAAUAUCAUAGACUCACUGUAUUUGUAGAUUGACCAGUCUAAUCUUACUGUCAACCCAAAAGCCUGUUGGUGACCUUCAUUUUCUGCGUGUGGGUUGUCUUUGUGCAUGAAAAACUGUGAGCUAUAGAAAAUGACAAGUACAGAGGGCAAAUUGUGUUUGGAUGUGACACCAGUCUGUUUAGUUUCAAACACUGAGACCUCAUGGCAUGCCAUAGUUGUGGAAAACUUAAGUUGACUACCGGUCUAAAAUGAAUGGCCGCUGGUCCAUUAAAAAUGUGAAAUUUCCACAGACUAUAAGAAACAUACCUUUAGUUUGGCUGACCUGCAGACAGCCUAACAUAUUUCUUGGAAUACUGCUUCAGUAUUGGCUGUGUUGCUGAUAAGCAGCUCAGAAAAACACCCAACUGAAUUCCACAACAGACUUGUUGUUGAGCUCAACCAAGCAGCACCAUUUUUGAUGAUCAUAUAGUUUCAGCUGACAAAGACUGAUUUCUUUUAGGCGUAUUUCAAUUUCUUAAUGUUUGGAAGAAUAUUUAAAAGAAAAAGUAAUUUGUUGAUUGAGUGAGUUGUGUGAAGACUUGAUGUUGAAAGUCAUAAUGAUGAUAGCAUAAUGACAUAAUGGACCUGACUCAGCAAGCAGUGUACUCCCACUUCCCUUGGUCAUGUGAGUCUUGAAUACAAGUGAUGGAUUUGAGAUCUGUCUAAUUUAUUUCUGUCUGCGAUAAAGUUUAAUCAUCGUUUAGGAAACCAGCUCCUGGGAUUCAAGGUAAACCAGCACAAUACCAAGUAAAAAUGGGAUCUUAGGAUGUAACUCUUUCUGCUUUCAUGUUCACAAUGUUGUGCUGCAUACAUUUCUUUACUAUUAACUGUUUUCUUAGCUGUAUUUCCGCUUCAGGGAAGUCAAUCAAAUCAAAUUGUUUUGUUGACACUGCUACACCGACAUCGACUUGUCAUGGCAAAGCCUGUUUGUUCUGUGUACUGUAUGCUCAUGAUCUACUAGAGCAUGCCUUGCGUACACAUGGUUAAAAUUAAAAUCCAAGCUGAAAAUUGAAAAGCAUUGUUUUCUUUCAUUGAAGAUGUACCAUGCAAUCUUGUGUACUAUAAUGAGAAGCUUCAAAAUAUCAAGUGUUAAAAUAUUGGGUUUUCUACUUUAACACUGUCUUAUGCUCCACUGUGAUCAACAACAUUAAAAUUCUGUGUCAAAAGUG
Siniperca chuatsi (mandarin fish) is the source of this 4077-nucleotide messenger RNA. RefSeq names its product A kinase (PRKA) anchor protein 17A (gene akap17a). The record is from RefSeq and is a predicted model, not a curated record. The transcript is spliced from 7 exons. Bases 178 to 2238 code for a protein of 686 amino acids. NCBI's taxonomy places the organism in Eukaryota, Metazoa, Chordata, Actinopteri, Centrarchiformes, Sinipercidae.